Populus nigra (black poplar) is the source of this 1840-nucleotide messenger RNA. RefSeq names its product zinc finger CCCH domain-containing protein 62-like. The coding region runs from base 184 to 1647 and encodes 487 amino acids. The record is from RefSeq and is a predicted model, not a curated record. The transcript is spliced from 9 exons. Lineage: Eukaryota; Viridiplantae; Streptophyta; Magnoliopsida; Malpighiales; Salicaceae. Gene Ontology annotation, molecular function: metal ion binding.
UCUCGAUAGCUUGACAUUGUAAUUUAAAAAUCCUUAUAUCAACCCUAAUUCCCGCUUAGCAGCAGCGGAAACAUUAUUUUUGAAAAAUAUCAUUAUUUUUGUUUCCAUCAACGCUUCCCUUAUAUAAACCCUUUUGAUUUUAAAGAACAAAAACCCAAAUCAGAGCAGUCAGCGCACUUAACAAUGGUAACCUAUAAACAAAAAAAACCCCAAGAUGAACAACAACAAGAAGAAGUUUAUGGUACUGAAAGUGGAGGGUCCGACCCUGAUUAUGAUUCUGAUACUGAUCCAAGCUACAGCAUUAUUGAAGAGACUCGAAGCAAUCUCUCAAGAUUGUCUAUCAAGAAGAAAUCAAAGUCACGCGUUGCAAAGGAUCUGGACCUGAGCUUUGAUAAAGACCCGGGAGAAAAAGAGACGAAAUUGGCAGAAGUAGAUGAGAAAAGUUAUGAGGAAGUUCAAAAGAUCAUACAAGCUGGGAAGUUAGAGGGGCUCAAAGUGGAACAAUGUAAGGUCUAUUUGAGGAAGAACAAAUUGAGACUGACCGGCAAAAAGGACACACUCAUCCAGCGCAUAAAGGAGCAUCAAGAGAUUUUGAGUGGCGGAGGGGAGAAAAAGUACCCCAUAUCUAGCUUUGUUUUGGACUGUAAAGGGGAUGCAUGCAGAGGUGACAUUGUCAUGUUUGACCAGAAUGUUUACGAUAAGUAUAAUAUAGCAUCACGAAGUGCCAUGGGUCCUCCUAUCGGAACAAGGAUGGUUGCAGGUAAAAUUGUGCAGGAAAGCUAUGGUGCUGCCAAGCAACAGCAUACAUUUACAAUAGAAGUCCUUUGGAGCAAAGGGGAGAAUCCACUCCCUCCACUUCAUCCCCUCCUAAUAAAGGGUCGGAACCUGUAUCGAAUGAAGACCUUAAGACAGAGAUGGGAAGAUGAAGGAGAAAGGCGUAAGAUUCUUCUCGAAAAGCACUUAAGAGGUUCUCUCGCCAGGUCUAACAGAGAAACCAGGAUCCAGGAGAAGGAAGGGAGGAAAAUGCUCAGGGUGGAAAGGGCCUUGAAAAAGGAAGAGACAAACAAGAGUAGCUCUCAGUUAAAUCCCCGCACAAGUUUAAACAAUGGGUUGUCAAGGAUGGAUCAGAGACAACCCUUGAAAUGUGCUGACCGCAAUCGUCCAAUGGGAUCACCACACAGACAAGGCUGCGAACAACCUAAACUUCAUGCAAACCGAGGGGAAAAUGAUUACCGUGGCCAAGUUCCGGGAAACUCAGUCGAGUACAGUGACAUCCAGGAUGAUUUUUGUUCAAGGUCUCCCAACUUCUGUAGAAAGCCACUGGCAAGCAUUCAUAACUCUAGUCCAAUUAGAUCACCACAUAGACAAGGCGGCGACCAACAGAUACAGCUAUGCAGAUACUUUGCUCAAGGAAGAUGUCAUUACGGUCACAAUUGCAAAUUUGUGCAUGAAUCAAGGGAGGGACAGCUAUGCAGAUACUUUGCUCAAGGAAGAUGUCAUUACGGUCACAGUUGCAAAUUUGUGCAUGAAUCAAGGGAGGGACGCGAGCAGAGGAGAGAGGAGAGAGGUGGUGGGCCUUGUAGCCCAAGGAGAGAGGAGUGGCCUCCCAACCCAAGAAGGCUGGAACGAAGACCAUACUUGUUCUGAAACUUUCCACUACUCUGUAAGGGUUCAAUAUUUUGAUAUUUUCCACUUCUGUGGCUCAAUAGAUCGAGCUUUGUCAAGAUGUUUUCUCUCAUAAGGACAGGUUUCUGUGGAACUUUGUUUAUUUUGAAUAGUGGGUUCGGUUGAUAUAUAUAGCUCUCGAGAAUUCAUCAAUGAUAUGCUCAAAUUUUCUUCA